GCGCACACAUACGCGCGCGCACACGCUCCCUUCACCGCCCCCUUCUCUCUCCGUCUCUCUCUCUCUUCGUUCUCCUCUUCUUCAUCACUCUUGUUUUACGCGGGCUGUAAUCAUCCCAAUGGCUCUCGUCGACCAUGGACGAUGAUUUUGUUUCGGUUUUUCCAUUCGCAUCACGGGAAUAUCGCUCCAACGUCGACGCAGUCCAUGAGCACAAGGGGUUUUUCGCUUCCUAUGACUGCUGAAGGAUAUUUCUGCAUGUCGAGAGACUGAAGAGACGCGGAGAACACGUUCAAUGCCGUUGGAACAUGUCAUAUGUUCCCUUUCAAGAUGCGAGGUAUGCUGCCCCCCCCUCCUACCGACACCAGCCCUCCUUCGCUGCUGCUCCCUCCUUCGAGCAACCCGACUGGAAUCCUCGUCUGUGUGUGAUCAGUGGAAAUCAGCUCUACAUGUUGGACCAGGAGGAGGUUCACCCUUUGUUGAUGCGCGAGCAGCGCUCGGAGUUGCACAGAAACAAGCUGCUGCGACGGACGGUCAGCGUGCCUGUGGAGGGGAGGCACCAUCCUGAAAUGGACAACGCUCGGCUCCGGCGGAAGAGCAUCGCCACCGGGAAGCAGCCAAGCAUGGAGAUCCCACCCACUGCCCCCCCACAACCCUUCCGACAAUCUAGUUUCCUCAGUAGAAGACUGAAGGGGUCCAUUAAACGGGCCAAGAGUCAGCCCAAACUGGACCGAACCAGCAGCUUCCGCCACAUGAUCCUCCCUCGUUUCCGCAGCGCCGACCAAGACCGGACUCGUCUGAUGCAGAGCUUCAAAGAAUCACACUCCCAUGAGUCUUUGCUGUCUCCCAGCAGCGCAGCCGAGGCCUUGGAUUUGACACUUGAUGAAGAUGCGGUCAUCAAGCCUGUUCACUCCAGUAUACUGGGACAGGAGUACUGCUUUGAGGUGAUAACCACUUCAGGAACAAAGUGUUUUGCCUGUCGGUCGGCCGCGGAGCGAGACAAAUGGAUAGAGAAUCUGCAGAGAGCUGUCAAACCAAACAAAGACAACAGUCGACGCGUCGACAAUGUUCUGAAGCUGUGGAUCAUCGAGGCCCGUGAACUCCCACCCAAAAAGCGCUAUUAUUGUGAGCUGUGCUUGGAUGACAUGCUUUACGCCCGCACCACCAGCAAACCCCGAACUGAUACUGUCUUCUGGGGUGAGCACUUCGAGUUCAACAACCUGCCAGCUGUCCGCAACCUCCGCCUUCACCUUUACAAAGAGACAGACAAGAAAAGACGCAAGGAGAAGAGCACAUACCUGGGCUUGAUUAGCAUUCCCAUUUCCAGCAUCACUGGUCGUCAGUUUGUGGAGCAAUGGUACCCCGUCAUUCAGCCCAGUGUCCUGGCCAAGGGUGGCGGUGUUGGAGGGGGCAAAAUCAUCAACGCCUCCCUGCGGCUCAAGUCGCGCUUUCAGACCAUGAGCAUCCUGCCGAUGGAGCUGUAUAAAGAGUUCGCAGAGUAUGUGACCAACAACUACCGAACGCUGUGCGCCGUUCUGGAGCCGCUGCUGAGUGUCAAGAGCAAAGAGGAAGUGGCCUGUGCUCUGGUGCACAUCCUGCAGAGCACAGGGAAGGCCAAGGAUUUUCUUUCAGACAUGGCGAUGUGUGAAGUGGACCGAUUUACCGAUCGAGAGCACCUGAUCUUCAGAGAGAACACCCUGGCCACCAAAGCCAUAGAAGAGUACCUCAAACUCAUCGGACAUAAGUACCUCAAAGACGUUUUAGGUGAUUUUAUCCGUGCGCUGUAUGAGUCAGAGGAGAACUGUGAAGUCGACCCAAUGAGGACUCCACCUUCUGUGCUGCCUGAACAUCAAGCCAACCUCCGGAUGUGCUGUGAGCUGGCACUCUGCAAAAUCGUCAACUCUCAUUGUGCGUUUCCAAGAGAAUUGAAAGAGGUGUUUGCGUCCUGGCGUGUUCGAUGUGCUGAGAGGGGAAGAGAAGACAUUGCAGAUCGACUGAUCAGUGGUUCCCUCUUCCUGCGCUUCCUGUGUCCAGCCGUCAUGUCGCCAUCCUUAUUCAACCUCACACAGGAGUACCCCGAUGAGCAGACCUCACGCACACUCACCCUCAUAGCCAAAGUUGUGCAGAACCUUGCAAACUUCUCAAAGUUUGGCAGUAAGGAGGAGUACAUGUGCUUUAUGAAUGAGUUUUUAGAGAUGGAGUGGGGCUCCAUGCAGCAGUUCCUGUACGAGAUCUCCAAUCUCGACAGCGUGAGCAACGCAGCUGCUUUUGAGGGCUACAUCGACUUGGGAAGGGAGCUCUCGAUCCUGCACAGUCUUUUGUGGGAAGUCAUGGCACAGCUUAGCAAGGAUGCUAUCAUCAAACUCGGACCAUUGCCCCGCCUUCUAAAUGACAUCAGCAUGGCCCUUCGUAACCCUCACCUCCAGCGACAGCCCAGUCAUCAGACGGACAGACCGCCUCCAGAGAGACAGACAGACAGGCUGCUCUCCAAGCCCAGCUUCAACAGGGGCGUCUCGUCUGAGUUCCAGAACCUCAUGAUGAGGGACCUCAACAGUUCAGUUGAGAUCACUCGCCUGCCCUCUCCAACCUCUGCCAUGUCCAGUGGUGGCGCCCCUCCGCCCCGGCCCGGAAUGGGGGGGUUUGCAGACCACGAUCAUCCUCACCGAGCCUCAUCUAAAGACGUUUUCUAUGUCGCCCGUCCCCCGCUGGCCCGCUCCAGUCCAGCGUAUUGUACUAGCAGUUCUGAUAUUACUGAUCCAGACCCAAAGGACUCAAGAAUGAACAGCGUCUCUAACCUGCAGUCUAUGGGGGACAUGCUCAACUCUUCCCAGGCCUCGAUUGCCGGCCUCGGCAGCUACGGUGGGCUCGCGGGCUUGGGAGGAGGCCUCGGAGGCCAGCUGCGUGCCGGAGGGCGUAUGUCGGCCGGAUCCGGGGGUUCCAGCAUGUCCGGGGGUCUGAGGUUGAGCCAGAUGGGAACCACCACCGACUCACUGUCCCAGCAGCAGCAAGCCGCCGCUCUCCGCUACCCCCUCUCCUUCCAGAACCCUCUGUUCCACCUUGCUGCUGACGGGCCUCAGCUUCACCACCAGCACAGUCGAGCUCAACCUCCUCCUCCUCUCCUGCUGGCCCCAGAGCCAGACGCCUCUCACCCCACUUACAUCCCGCAGUUUGCCCACGGCGGCUUCUCCCGCAGCGAGGACCUCUCCACCCUCAGACCUGGCCCUCAUCUGGGUCAGCCGAGCAUCAUUCACUCCCACAGCUACAGCGACGACUACAGCCGCCAUAACCAGAGCGAAUACGGGCGGCGGCAGAUCCCCAUGCACAUGCAGGAGCAGCAGCAGAUGGCAGGCAUGGCAGGCAUGGCUUCACAGACCGGCACAUCUCAUUCAUCGCUCGCCACGCCUCCUUCCACCGUUCAGCCUGUCCGUCAAAGCUCCAUGGCUCCUCCCACGCAGCGCAUGAAAUCGCAACCCUCGCAUCAGCUUUCCGUGAGUUCUGCCGCUGCCGCUCCUGCGGGCAAGACCAGGCCGCAGAGCGGAAACCUGCUCCAGUCCCCGGAGUCUGGCUUCGGGGGCCGGCAGCAGGGCCCUCGGCAGCAGCUGUCCGUCAAAGACAGCACCCCGCCUGGCCUGCCGCAUCAGCAGAGCUCCACCAGAGAGAGCCAGGGAUCGCAGGGCUCUCAGGGCGGAACGCCGCAGUCCACACAGCAAUCCAAAUCACAUCAGGAACGACAGCAGAUCCAGCAACAGCAUCUGCUCAAGCCUACCAUGAGCAAACAGGGCUCUUCCCAAUCUCCAACCACCCUCAACCCCUCGAUCCCUGCCUCUGAGCGAACGGUCGCCUGGGUGUCCAAUAUGCCCCAUCUUUCUGCUGACAUAGAGAGCUCCCGCAUCGACCGAGAGGAAUACAAACUCAAGGAGUAUUCAAAGAGCAUGGACGAGUCGCGUCUGGACAGGGUGCGUGAAUACGAGGAGGAGAUCAACUCUCUGAAGGAGCGUCUGAUGAUGUCACACCGCAAGCUGGAAGAGUACGAGAGGAGGCUGUUAACUCAGGAGCAGCAGACCAAUAAAAUCCUGCUGCAGUAUCAGAGCCGACUGGAGAACAGCGAGAGGAGACUGAGACAGCAGCAGAUGGAGAAAGACAACCAAAUUAAAGGAAUUAUUGACAGGAAUGAAGACAUGGAGUCAAGACACUCUGAUGAUGAAGGGAGACCUGGUUCUUACUCCCAAAAGGGCAUAAAAAUAUAAAUCAUCAAGUCUCUUCCCUCCUUGACGUGCAUUAGUGCAGUACCUUACUGGAAUGAUCUCAGGAUGAGCGGGAUGUGUUUGUAAUGGAGGCAGUCGUGUGCUUGCAGUAUAUAUUUGUCAUUUUAAGCACUGCCGUCUGAGGAAAAAAAAGUUUGACAUGGACAGAUUGUGCUUGAGCUGAAAAGAAAAGUUGCUUUAUGAAUUGCUAAUGUUUAAGAAACUUGUUCAGAAAGAAAAAUUGCCAUUUGGAAAAGCUUGGUCAUCCAUUAAAUACAAUUCUGUGAUUAUUUAUUCACCCUCAUGUCAUUCCAAACCCAUAUGCUAUUAAAUUUUCAAUGGAAU
Molecule: messenger RNA, 4586 nt
Organism: Cyprinus carpio (common carp)
Lineage: Eukaryota; Metazoa; Chordata; Actinopteri; Cypriniformes; Cyprinidae
Gene: syngap1b
Product: ras/Rap GTPase-activating protein SynGAP-like
Exons: 20
Coding region: 306-4244 (1312 amino acids)
Biological process (GO): regulation of GTPase activity
Source: RefSeq, a predicted model, not a curated record